Xylaria bambusicola is the source of this 501-nucleotide messenger RNA. RefSeq lists its product as uncharacterized. The record is from RefSeq and is a predicted model, not a curated record. The transcript has a single exon. Bases 67 to 333 code for a protein of 88 amino acids. NCBI's taxonomy places the organism in Eukaryota, Fungi, Ascomycota, Sordariomycetes, Xylariales, Xylariaceae.
GAUACUAUUGAAUAUGUCUAUAAGUCGGAGAGAGAGCAAUAAGACCAGCAAGUGGCCUGCUUAUAUAUGUUGAUGUUGCUAUUGCGGAGCAUCUCAACUUUGUGUGCCAACUGCUACCCGCUUCCCGUUUCCGGUUUCUUGAGACAGGACCUGCGUCCGUUGAAGACUUUAUCUAUGCAGAGACUUUCUGCGCGUCCACUGCUGCAUCGACGCCCGGUUCCUGCAGUAAAGCACGCUUCGUCCCAACGUAACGUGACAAAUGACAGCGCAGGCAGCGACGACGAGAAUGACAGCCGUCAAGAAUUCGAGCAGUAUGGAUUUAGAUCAGUUUAGCUUGCAUCAUCCUAGGCGAGCAUAACAGCAACUUGCGCGCGCAGAUCUCAUUUCAGGAACCGAUGCCAACCCCGUGGUAGCCAACUCAGCAACUCCACCCCAACUGCGACUCUGCAUUUCAAGAAAAAAUCAUGAGGUCCCGAUCUGCGGAUCCCCGAAUGACUAUUU